Messenger RNA from Aspergillus puulaauensis, 3183 nucleotides. Its product is annotated as RIC1 family protein. Gene Ontology annotation, cellular component: cytosol; Golgi membrane; Ric1-Rgp1 guanyl-nucleotide exchange factor complex. The transcript has 5 exons. Gene Ontology annotation, biological process: intracellular protein transport; retrograde transport, endosome to Golgi. NCBI's taxonomy places the organism in Eukaryota, Fungi, Ascomycota, Eurotiomycetes, Eurotiales, Aspergillaceae. The record is from RefSeq and is a predicted model, not a curated record. Bases 1 to 3183 code for a protein of 1060 amino acids.
AUGUACUGGCCAAACGGAGUCCCCAGGGUCUAUGCGAUCAAUGGCCCUGGGAUUCCUGCCCCGCUAUCGGACGAAGUUGACGACUCAAUCCGUGAGGAUGCAUCCGCAGAGUACGCUGAACAGGAUCAACCGCUGAAUCAGAGCAAUGGCUCAACAACGCAUCCCCAAACGGCGCCGUCGUCCCAGUGGGCAGAUGAAGCAAUAAGGGGGCUCUGCCUUUCUCGGACCGGCCAUAUGUUUGCGACGAUGUCCAACUCUUCGAUAGCCGUCUGGCAAACCAGGCCCACUGCUGUUGUUGCGGCCUUUUCUCGAUCAUCGACAUCACUAGAAACCUACGGUGCCAAUGUUGCCCUCCUCAUGCGUCCCGAUGCGACAAUCCUUGUUGUUCAGACACUGAAAGGCUAUCUACUUACCUAUACCAUUGCAACGGACUCCAAUUCCCGUGUUUACCAGCAGCAGUAUGAUCAGAGCAGCGCCUCUCGCCGCCAGCAACUAGCCCGAAUCUCAGCCGAUGAAGACUCUAGCAGCAUACACGAUGUCAGUAUCCGGUUUCGAAUGGCAAUCAAAAUAGAGUCUGGAAUUAUGAAGGCUCUAGCAUUAGACAAUGAGCUUGUGGUUGCGACUGUGAAGCCCGCUGCUAUUCAAUGCAUACGAUGGACACCUGACGAGCACGGUACGCAAACUACGUCGGAGCUUUUAAGCAGAGUUCUAGGUGUCUCAAAGCGGACAUCUAUCGCUGACAUGGUGUAUGACCGUGCAAUAAACCUGAUGGUAUGGGUGACCAAUGAGGGCCACGCGUACGCCGUUCAACGUGUCUCCGAGCUAUCACAAGUGUCCGAACCUCAUAAAGGUCUCUUCAAUGGCCAUUGCUUUCAUACUCCGACUAGCGACGACGAUAAAGCUGUCAAAGUUACGGUGAAUGCUCGCUUUUCACUACUCACUGUCAGCUGUGCCAACGGCGAUGUCCUCGUUUACACGGCUAAAGACUACCUGGGGAACGUUCCUCUGUCACACAAGCUCGAAUCGCCUGCCUCUCCGAACACAACUGGUGAAUUAACAUUCAUGUGCUACUCGCCGGAUGGUUACUGCCUUUUUGCUGGUUACGAACAUGGUUGGACAACAUGGAGCGUAUUCGGCAAGCCUGGUGGGAACAGUUUUUCCAUUGAUCGGUCCGUUGCUACGUCUAAUGGUGAGGACUGGUUGACCGGUGCGUCACACGGUUGCUGGAUAGGUGGGGGCUCAGACAUCAUUUUGACUGCCCACGAUGACCGACGCUUGUGGAUUCUCGAAACAGCCCGAAGCGCCCUGACUGGGUGCUAUUCCUCUGCCAACCUUGCCAGGGGCUUAUUGCAAACGUCGACAGAAGUAAUCAUUUACCGAGGGCACGAUCUACCGGACCUCAUAACAAUCUCUGGCAAAGACUCACUAUGGCAUCAUGCCCAGUAUCCACCAGCAUACCUUCACUCACAAUGGCCUAUCCGCGCCAGUUCUGUGUCUCAAGACGGAAGAUAUGUUGCCAUAGCAGGAAAGCGUGGUCUUGCGCACUAUAGCGUGAAUAGUGGCCGCUGGAAGGUAUUCGAGGAUUCCAAGGUCGAAAAUUCAUUUGCUGUUCGGGGCGGGAUGUGCUGGUAUGGUCAUAUUUUAAUCGCGGCCAUUGACCGUGAUGGCUCAUACGAGCUAUGCAUGUUUUCCCGCGAGCUUCCAUUAAACAACUAUUCUAUUCUUCACGUAGAAUAUCUCCCUUCGCCCGUGGUUUUCAUAGGCCCGUCCGGCGAGGAUUCCCUACUCGUCUACACCUACGAGAAUAUCCUAUAUCAUUAUAUAAUAAAUUCGACACAAUCCCGAAUCACGCUCGUCCCAGUUGGCCAGAUCGCCUUCAACGGAAUCGUGCGGGCACCCACCCGCGUUCGAUCUAUCAGCUGGGUCUUGCCUGAAGACCAAUUACGGAAUGGGGACCCAGCUCACGAUGUGAAGGUGGCAUCUGUGCUCCUACUAGUUGAUGGAAACCUGGUGCUCCUCCAGCCAUCGAUGUCGGACUCCGGAGAACUCAAAUAUGAUAUGCGCGUGAUAUCACACGACGUUGAGUAUUACAUCUUGAUGCGUGAUCAGCUAUCUUUCAAUUUCGCUCCGCCUGUCGAGGAAUCACUCCCUCCUAGUCCAGCUGCAGAGUUGGCCCUCAACCAAUAUCACAGCAAUCUGUCCUUACGAGAUUCUCUUUGGACGUUUUCCGGGAAGGAUCUCACAGCCUGGGGUGAUGUUCAGGAAGUUUUACAGCGGGAGGAUGUACCGAAAUCUAUCGAAGUACCUUUGGAUUUUUACCCCCUGUCAGUUCUGCUGAACAAAGGGAUUGUACUUGGGGUGGAACCGGAAACAAUACAACGGCGCGAUAUCACAUUCGUGGUGCUCAAAUUCGCUAUUCGGACACACCUCUUCCUUCCGUACUUCCUCCAGCAUAGUCUAGUCCAGGGCGACAUCCCUUCGGCUCAGUCACUAUACCAAUAUUUCUCCCACCUUUCGUACUUUCCUCACGCCCUUGAAAUCCUUCUCCACCACGUCCUCGACGAGGAAGAUGAUAGGAUGGCGCAGGAAAGCAAACUCGAUGACCAAACUCCAAGACACGACCCUCUUCUUCCCUCCGUCAUCUCCUUCCUUCAGGCGUCUGUUCCGCCUAGUGUGUACCUGGAUAUCGUUGUCCAAUGUACACGUAAAACAGAACUUCGAUCAUGGCGUACGCUUUUUGCCUACCUCCCUCCACCAAAGGAUCUCUUCGAACAAGCGCUUAAACUCAAUUCCCUGAAAACCGCUGUGGGCUACUUACUCGUCUUACAAGCAUUUGAAGACGAAGCAGAGGGCCAUGAUGCCCCAGUUGAAGAUUAUGUUGUCAGACUAAUGAUAUUGGCAUCGCAAAAGAGUGACUGGGAACUUUGUGCACAACUAGCACGGUUCCUAGUUGCCCUUGAUGGAUCCGGUGAGAUGCUCCGCCGUUCUGUGUCGCGUGCAGGUCUGCGACAUGGCGGUUCUCCUGCUGGAAUCAACGGCACUACAACCAAUCUGAAAGGGCUCGGUCUGGCCAUUCGCUCACCGUCUUGGUCUUCACAGUCUGCUGCAGCCUCGAUCUCACCGCGUGGCAGUCCCACCAGAGCAAGCGACAUGUCAACCAGGAGCGGCGACGCAAACACAUAA